AGUAGGCCAUGCCAUUCAUCACAGUGCGCGCGACCGUGUACGGUUCACGGCCGUUUUUCCGUCAAUCGAUUUCCGUAAACGAACAAUAAUAACAAUCAUUCUGAUAAUAAUAAAAAUCAUCACGAAGUAUCAUCCGUCAUCGAUCUAUUAUUGUUCUUCCUCUAAUUAUUACAAAAUUCUAUAACGCGCGUGGUGUGUAUUCGGGUUAUCAAUUUACGAUUUUAAGUUUUUUUUUAUUCCGACUACGGCGACAACAAAGUUUCGAAAUUGUGCCGAGACGCGUGACACCGGUUUCUUGAUCGUUGCUGCAACUGUAGUUGCAAUAACUUAAUGAUUGUAUACAUCAUUAUAACAAAAAAAAAAUGACUUACGACGAUCUAUUGCACAAAAUUGGAGAUUUUGGGAAGUACCAGAAAAGAAUUUACUUCUUCUUGUGUUUACCCGCAAUAUCGUGUGCUUUGCAUAAGUUAGCUGGAGUCUUUAUCCUAGCUAAAACGGAUCACAGAUGUCAACUUCCGGGAGAGCUCAACAAUGCUUCGUAUGCUUUGCCGAUCAAUAUCAUGAACAUGUCAUACCCAUUCGAUUAUAAGUUGGACCAUUUUUCUUCAUGUAAAAUGUACGACACGAAUUUCACGGAAACGUACUACUCGUCCAAUAUACCGGCGAACCAUAGCAUAAAUUGCCACAGGUGGAUAUACGACAGGGAGACAUUCCAAAACACCGCAGUGAUGGAGUUCGACUUGGUCUGUGAUAGAGCUUGGUACAAAGGUACAGCGGACUCUAUGCUCAUGGUCGGUGUCAUGUUGGGAUCGAUAAUAUUUGGAUACUUGUCGGACCGGAUCGGAAGAAAAAAUAUUUUUACAAUAUCUGUUUGGCUGCAGGGAAUCGCCGGUUGCGGUAUGGCAUUUACCCAAGAAUAUUGGAGUUUUACAUUUCUCAGAGUAUUGGUCGGAGCAUCUACUUCAGGGCUAUACCUAGCAGCUUAUGUCAUCGGUUUGGAAUUUGUCAGUCCUAAAUACCGAAUGGUGGUUGGCGUUGUCAUACAAAUGUUCUUUUCUGUUGGUUUCCUUUUAACAUCCGCAUUUGCAUAUGUUUUUCACAAUAAUUGGAGAUAUUUUCAGUUGGCUAUAACCAUACCGACUCUGUUCUACACGACCUAUCAUUGGUUUAUACCAGAAUCUGUGCGAUGGCUAUUGACCAACGGUAAACAGGAGAGAGCCGUAAAAAUUAUCCAGAAAGUGUGUAGAGUAAACGGUGUGGACAUUUCAGACAAAGACAUAGUUGAAAUAUUGGAAUGCGAUAUCGAGAAAAAGCCUAUAGUACAGGCCGAUGCUCAACCAAAAGCGUCAUUUUUUGAUCUAUUCAAACACCCAGUAAUUUUGAAGAGAUCUAUCAUUAUAAUGCUUUUGUGGUUUGUAAAUAGCACUGCCUACUAUGGUUUGUCUUGGAGUACUUCCAACCUUGGAGGAAAUCAAUAUUUGGUGUUCAAUUUAGCCGGUUUAGUCGAGUUUCCGGCUUAUACGUUUUUGUUAUUAACCCUCAACAAAUGGGGCAGGAAGAUAAAUAUAUCUGGGUUCCUAAUAUUAGCCGGAUUAGCACUUCUAGCAACACUAGCUGUACCCAAAACGAAUACAUGGUUGGUUAUAUUCUGUGCGAUGAUGGCUAAACUGGCCAUAACUGCUUCAUAUGGAGCCGUGUAUGUCUAUACCGCAGAACAGUUCCCGACCGUAGUGCGGAAUAUGGGCUUGGGGGUAGGAUCGUUUUUCGCUAGGAUCGGAGGAAUUGUGGCACCAUAUAUUAAUAACACGGCUGAAAUUUGGGUGAAUAUGCCUUUGGUUGUGUACGGUGGUCUAGCAUUGUUGGUUGGAGCGUGGUCGCUUGUAUUACCCGAAACGCUUAACAAAAAACUGCCAGACACCAUUGAAGAUCUCAUUGAUAUGUCAGAUAAGAAAUACAAGCCAGUGCUUACGAAUGAACCAGCAACAAAUGGUGACACGAACAAGGAUAAAGACAAGUAUUAAAGUAUUAUAUUAUGUAGGUAACAUUGAUAUUUUGUAUUUUUCCACUAUAAAUAAUAGUUACAUGUUUUAUGUUUUGUAAUAAUAUGUAUUAAUGUUUCGACUGCUAUUUUUUUAUAACUACUUAUUAUUAAUAUGAAAACUUAAACAUUGCUGUUUGUGCCCAUUUUGUACUACCUACCUAUGUUUUUUAUAACAUAUUUUUUUUUUUUUUACAAGACUAUUUUAAUUCUGUAUUUAGUGCAAACGGUUAUAAAUCCGUUGAUUUAAACGAAAAUAAAAAAAAUAAAUUACCUCUACUGGA
Rhopalosiphum maidis (corn leaf aphid) is the source of this 2322-nucleotide messenger RNA. RefSeq names its product organic cation transporter protein (gene Orct). NCBI's taxonomy places the organism in Eukaryota, Metazoa, Arthropoda, Insecta, Hemiptera, Aphididae. Gene Ontology annotation, molecular function: transmembrane transporter activity. Gene Ontology annotation, cellular component: membrane. Gene Ontology annotation, biological process: transmembrane transport. The record is from RefSeq and is a predicted model, not a curated record. The transcript is spliced from 11 exons. Bases 363 to 2021 code for a protein of 552 amino acids.